Messenger RNA from Haliotis rubra (blacklip abalone), 1815 nucleotides. RefSeq names its product 3-ketoacyl-CoA thiolase B, peroxisomal-like. The record is from RefSeq and is a predicted model, not a curated record. Lineage: Eukaryota; Metazoa; Mollusca; Gastropoda; Lepetellida; Haliotidae. Gene Ontology annotation, biological process: phenylacetate catabolic process; fatty acid beta-oxidation. Gene Ontology annotation, cellular component: peroxisome. Gene Ontology annotation, molecular function: acetyl-CoA C-acyltransferase activity.
AUUCCCCGAUGUCCUUGGACUUUGCUUGGGUUCAGAGUUCAGACUAAACGCAGGCAGCAAUCAUGGAUCGUCUGAACGUAGUGUUUGGCCAUUUGAGCUCGUCGGUGACGACACACGAUGUGGCAGCAUCAGCAAACUCUGCGGACGACAUCGUUGUUGUACAAGCGUUGAGGACUCCGAUAGGAAAAGCAAAAAGGGGGUCAUUUAAGGACACCUAUGCAGAUGAGCUGCUAUCACACGUGUUCAAGGCUGUGAUAAAGGAUGUCGGGGGUGAACCUGCAGACAUUGGCGACAUAUGUGUUGGCACAGUGCUGGAGCCAGGGUGUAACACAGCCAGAUUCGCACAGUUUUACAGUGGUAUUCCUGAGACUGUGCCAUGUACAUCUACCAACAGACAGUGUUCAUCCGGACUGCAGGCGUUCAUGAAUGUGGCAGGGAGUAUCCGGACUGGACAGUGUGACGUCGGACUGGCUGCAGGUGUUGAGUCUAUGACCAAGAAUGAAAUGCUGCGGAAGGGGAUGGAUAUCAACCCCCACGUGUUUGAAGACGAGAAAGCAGCACAGUGCCUCAUCCCGAUGGGUAUCACAUCGGAGAAUGUUGCUGAAAGGUUUGGGGUAUCAAGGGAAAAACAAGACAGGUUCUCGUUGCGAUCACACCAAAAUGCCCACAAGGCGACAGUGUCGGGAUUGUUUGAUGCGGAGCUGGUUCCUGUGACAACCAAGAUUCUGGAUAAAGAUGGGAAUGAGAGGACCAUCACGGUGACCAAGGACGAUGGUAUCAGACCAAGCACCACAUUGGAGGGACUGGGGAGACUUCGCCCUGCUUUCAAGGAAGGGGGAUCUACCACUGCUGGUAACUCGAGCCAGGUGAGUGAUGGUGCUGCAGCAGUGCUGUUGGCGAGACGGUCAGAAGCAGAGCGGAGGCGCUGGCCAAUCCUGGGCGUCCUCAAGUCUUAUGCUGUGGAAGGUUGCCCUCCUGAUAUCAUGGGUAUUGGUCCAUCCGUGGCCAUCCCUGUGGCUCUCAGGAAAGCAGGUCUCAAGGUCAGUGACAUCGACAUCUUCGAGAUCAAUGAGGCGUUCGCAAGCCAGGCAUUGUACUGUCAGGAGAAACUGGGGAUUCCCCUUGAGAAGGUCAACCCCAAGGGGGGUGCGGUCGCCCUGGGGCACCCUCUCGGGUGUACUGGCGCCAGGCAGAUAGGGACUUUGUUGCAUGAGCUCAAGAGAAGAGGCAAACCGGCUUACGGUGUUGUCUCCAUGUGUAUUGGCACUGGCAUGGGAGCAGCGGCUGUUUUCCAGUACCAAGGAUAAUCAAAUUCCUGGUUGGAGCCACCAGCUGAAGAGGAAAACUCCCUUCAGCAGAAUAAUUAAGAGUCAUAUAUUCAGAGGGUGAAAACAACGGAUGUCAAUGCAAGGUAGUACUCUCACUCCUGCAUCUGUGAUUUGGAGAUCUCUGCCUUUCAGAAAUGGAUUGGUUGAUUUUGUGGCUGUAUGCAAGUAGUAUGUUACUUCAGAUUACAAAUGUCAGCAAAUCUAUUUUAACAUCAAAUGAACUCCACUUGAAGUGACUUGUCAUUCUUAUCAGAUAUUCAGAUGUUAAUAUCCAGGAAGCUAUGUUCUUGGUGCUGAGGCAAUUUGAGAAAGUCUUCAAGGCUCUUGACACAAUUCUCCAUGAGCCUCGAGAAACCUCUGUGGAAUUUUUUAUUUUGUUUGUCUUGAUACAUGAACUAUUCCACGAUAUUGUACAGUCAAUGAUAUGUUAAGUGAAGUAUAUAUAUAUAUAUAUCUUUGUUGAAUAAAUUUAUAUAUUUACAAAUUA